AUGGCACUGAAGAUUAAUGAUGAGACCAGUAGGUCUACUUCAGCAUGUUCCUUAUCUAGAGCCUCUGCAUGUACAAAUCGCAUCAUUCCAUCAUCUUCUACCACAUCCAGUUCAGCACAGCUCUUCAAUAACGUGCCAGGGAAGUUACAAAACGAAUAUUCAUCUCCAAGUAUUGAAUUUUUAAGAGUCAACCCACCAACAACUUGCUUCGAUGAUCUAUCUAAAAGACUUCCUACCGGUCCCGUUUCUACUGAAAAUCAUAACCUAGCACCUGCAAGAAGUAUCGUGUCCAGAUGGUCUAAGAUUGAUGGUUCUUGUACCCAGUCUUUGAGUCCAGCUCAACAUAUUAACGCCACAGCCGAAUCCCCUUUAUGCUCUCCUUUCGGAACAAAACCCAAAGUCGCUUCACCUGGUUCAAACUUGUAUAGGAUUCAGGGACCAUCUGUUCGUCAGAUUACACCUACAAAAUUACCAAAUUACGACUCCGAUGACUUCGGAAAUGAGUACGAGAGUGACUUUGACGACAGCGAUAACGACCCGAACUGGCAUCCAGAGAAAAAGCGAAGACUACUCGUUUUCAGUUCCGAUGAUGGUGUUGAACCAUUGCCAGAUGAUGACGACGAUGACAUAUCUUUGCCUAACACACCAACCAAUGCCGACGUACAGGUCACAAACCCAGAUUCACCUAACACACCACGAUUAACUGAUGGCAAAUCUAAACGAUCAAGGCGUGGUAAACGAAUUCCUUUACAAUGGGAUAGAAAUGUAAACCAAAUUCUUCGCAUGAAAGGAAAAUCUUACCGGGGUGUAAAACGUUCUGAAGACGGAAGAUAUUGUCAAGCGGCAGUUAAGCGUGAACGAAAACUUAAGGAAAGAAAAUGUUCUAAAGCGUGUGCCCUAUCCAAAAGGUGUGGAGAAUUUAGCGAAGAAGAUAGAUUGUCAAUUUUGAAUCGUUUCUGGGGUGAGCUAACUUGGAAACAGAAAAAAGUCUUCGUGGCAAAUAUGGUGGAUCAGGUGAAGAUGGUUGAAAGAAAGAAACGCGCAGAAGAUAGUAGAAAGAAGAAUUCUUAUCGCUAUCAUUUGAAGAAAAAUGAUGCACGCACUGUGGUUUGUCGUAAUAUGUUUCUAUCAACACUCGAUCUUCAAGAUAAAACUGUGUAUGAAUGGGUGAAAAAUGAUGAUGAUGGUAUUCCAAAAGAACCAGCCAUAAGGAAACCCCGAGAAUCGACAAUACAGGUUAAUAAAGUCAACAAAGCGAAACAGUUUUUACAGGAUCUACCUAAAUUACCAUCGCAUUAUUGUCGUUCUACGUCUAAGAAGAGUAAACUAGAACCAAUAUUUACCACCUUCUCUGAGCUGUUCAAAGUGUAUGUUGAUGAUUGCAAGCAAGAAAACAAGCCAUUUUUACGUCGAAAGGCGUUCCGUUCCCUAUUUGAUGAUAUGAGUCUGGCAAUACAUCGUCCCAAAAAAGAUAAGUGCGAUAUAUGUUCUGGUUUUGAAGUGGGUAACAUUUCAGAAGAGGAAUACAACCUUCAUAUUGCCCGCAAAAUAGAUGCCCGAAAUGAGAAGAUUCGUGAUAAGCUUCGGGCUGAAACUGAUGGCUCAGUUAAAGUCGUUUCUUUAGAUUUGCAGUCCCUCCUGUUAUGCCCAUUACUUACUGCUAGCUCGAUGUAUUACAAAACCAAAUUGGGGUGCCAUAAUUACACAAUUUUUGAUUUGGUAACUAAGGAAGCAAUGAAUUACUUUUGGCAUGAAGGUAUUGGUGAUUUGAAUGGUAAAGCGCAAGCUCUUGGAUCUGUGGCAAAAGCAGGAGUAAAUAUAAGCGAUGCAGUGAAAAAAUCUGACGAACUUAAAGAACUGCAGCUAAUAAGAGAACUAAGAAACAAGAGACUAGAACGACAAGCCCUAGAAAAACAAGGAAAAGGGUUUAAAAUCAUUGGAUAA
This is a messenger RNA of Lottia gigantea (owl limpet), 1944 nucleotides long. RefSeq lists its product as hypothetical. Lineage: Eukaryota; Metazoa; Mollusca; Gastropoda; Lottiidae. The transcript is spliced from 2 exons. The record is from RefSeq and is a predicted model, not a curated record. Bases 1 to 1944 code for a protein of 647 amino acids.